Messenger RNA from Leptopilina boulardi, 1152 nucleotides. RefSeq lists its product as uncharacterized. Bases 1 to 1152 code for a protein of 383 amino acids. The record is from RefSeq and is a predicted model, not a curated record. The transcript is spliced from 3 exons. Lineage: Eukaryota; Metazoa; Arthropoda; Insecta; Hymenoptera; Figitidae.
AUGGAAUUUUUUCUUGUCAUGGACGAGGAAAUAUUAAAUAUUGAACAACCAAUUGUUUUUGAUGAGGCUAUUGCACAUUAUGAAGUGCAUGCGCAGCAGCCGUACACUUCAUCAACGUACAAUAACAGUGAUGAAAUUCGAAUCACUGUGCAAAAUCAAGACCACUGUCUACUUCCGAGUAAAAGUUCAAUUCAUGUCACCGGAAGACUCUUGAAAAAUGAUGGUACAGCUGUAGUAAACACAUCUAUAGUUUCCAAUGGCGUCUGUCAUUUAUUUGAAGAAGCAAAAUAUGAGCUUAAUGGUGUAGAAAUUGAUAAAAAUAAAAAUGUAGCACUUACAAGCUUAAUGAAAAAUUAUGUUUCUUUUGAUGUUGCUCAAAGUAAAUUUCUUGAAAAUUUUGGUUGGUUGGAAUUUGUUAAUGAUGCAACAAUAACGAAUGCAGAAGGUUAUUUUGACGUUUGUAUUCCGCUAAAUAUGAUUUUUGGCUUUGCCGAAGAUUAUCAAAAAGUAAUUGUAAACGCUAAACACGAGCUCAUUUUUACAAGAUCGAGAACAGAUUUGAAUGCCGUUCGUCAAGUUGCCCCUAUUGAACAGUUUAGAAUUGUAAUAGAAAAAGUCGAAUGGCUGUUGCCAUAUAUAAAAUUAUCAGAUGCUCGAAAAUAUAAAUUGUUAAAGUAUAUAGAAAAGGAUCCAUCGAUUCCAAUUAGUUUUCGAACUUGGGAAUUAUAUGAGUAUCCUUUAUUACCAUUAACUCAAAAACAUAUUUGGAAUGUAAAAACUUCAACGCAAUUGGAGAAACCUAGAUUUAUUAUAUUAGGGUUUCAAACUGAUAGGAAAAAUAAUACUAUGCGAAAUUCAAGCUAUUUUGAUAAUUGUAAUAUAUCUGAUGUAAAGUUAUUUUUAAAUUCGCAAAGUUAUCCAUAUGAGUCUCAACCGCUUUUAUCAAAAAAAGAAUUUUUGCAAUAUGCUCCUUUAAUUGUAAUUGAUUGUUCAAAACAAAAUGAGGCACUAAAAAGUGGACCAGUUGACAUCCGUUUAGAAUUUGAAUCUAGAGAAAACUUUGAGGCCAACACUUCAGCAUAUUGUUUAAUUUUGCAUGAUCGAAUCGUUGAAUAUAAACCACUAAGUGGUAUUGUAAGAAAAAUUGUAUAA